CUCGUGGCUUUCCUUGUCUUACCACAUCUUGCAGAGAUGGCCACCCGCCUUUCACUCGCCUACAUCAUAACUCUACUGGAAUCUCAUAUGUAUUGGUAUCGGACAACAAAUUCUGGACUUCUCUGGACUUCACCAUUAUAAGAGCAUCCGGCUGAUCCCUUCCUGUUUUUAAAUUAAGGAAAAAAUAAAGGUUUUUUUUUUUUACUAUAAAAAGGGAUCAGCAGAAGCCAUCUCUAUCCUUGACGAAGGGCCUGUAAGCCCGAAAUUCGUUGGAGAUGCAGACGGAGGAAGGAGACGCGGGAGUGACAUCAUUGCUAAUUGCUCACGGAUACCACAAGCUGCAAGAGGGAACCAGAGUCAGGAAACCUGUAGCGAGCCGCGGUCAGCGGCUCACGGAAGGUUUAUCAGACUGGAGCCUAGCAAAGGAUAACGUGUACUCAGGACACCUAGGGGAGACACUGACAAUUACUUGCCCGUACCAGCAACAUGAAGGUAGCUGGGGGAGGAAAAUAUGGUGCAAAGAGGUUGAUGUUGGAUUUUGUGAGACUGUCGUCACUGCUCGUAGAUACUGGCAGUCAUUUGUGAAGAGAAAAAAUGGGAACACAAACAUCUAUGACAACAAGGAAGAAAGUAUUCUCACAAUCAAUAUGACUAACUUGCAAAAGAGCGAUACUGGCAUAUACCAGUGUAGGAUUACUACUUUUGGGGAUAUUAACACUCUACAGAGGAUCCAAGUGCACGUGCUUGAAGAUCACCUACCUGGAAACGUUUUGGGAAAAGUGCAGCAUAGCAUCUCAGGGUCACCAUCUGAAUUACAAGUACCUUUAACAUUGGUCAUUCUUGGGAGCAGCCUCUUGUUGUGCAAAUUAUUGCUGAUGGGACUGAUCUGCAGCUGGUGGAAAAGCCAACAGAGACGCAUUUUGAAUCAAGGCUCCUGUACUAUGUCUUCCUCCGAACAGCUGUUAUCUUCUGCAGCUCAGAGUGAUUUAGGGCUCCAUCGCCCUGAGGAAACUAGUACUACUCCUUACUAUGUCAAUUAUGUUUCCAUGGGACAUCUAAACCAGACACACUGACUGCAAUAACCAACCCUUUCACAUCAUAACUGGUUGUCUACCGAAGAUAUAAUGUGCAAUGUAACCAGAUUUAUACAUGACUUAAUAUUAGCGAUUUACAUGAUGAUCUACUGAUGUUAUUGAGAUUACAGUCUAGUGGUUGCCUGAGCGGUGAGCUCACUACAUUGUGUAACAAGUAACAUGAAAUUCAUUGCUUCCUGAUUUUGCGUAAUGCAAAGUUAUACAGCUGCAUUGAAGUCUGAGGGAUAAAUUAACACUUAAUAUAAUCAGGGACAGACUCAGGGGACAGACUGCCUCUAGGCACAAUAUUAAUGGCUACUCCCUAAGGCCCAAUUCUAUUAUAUUUAUAAUUAGGUUAUAAGGCAUUGUUUUGUGAUUGCCUUUAAGAUCUGAUAAUAAAAACAAGCCAUGAGCUAAGACAUUUCAUACGAUAUGUGUGCCACUUGCUGGGGGUGGCACAUGACUGCUGGUAUUAUUAUGGUCACUGACAGUAAUAAAAACAAGCUGAUACCUUGUGACAAUCUGUUAGUCUGAACAUUUCUAGUAACUACAAAAUAUCCAAGAAAGAAGCUUGUGGUGAGAAACCUGGGAUCUGGUGCUCCGAGAGGGCUAUUUGCAGGACUAAAAAGACUGUGUAUGAGUAACAUCUGUACAAUACUGUACACCAUCUUGAGUGCAGUGUGGACAGGUCACAUAACUGCAUCUGCAUCCCAGAGAGAUACCUUUGAUAAGCAGGCACCUGUCAAUUGGCGAGCCCAAGGUCCAGGAGCAUGCUGAUUAUUUCCCAUUUUUUAUAUUACUAUUUCCAAUGAACCGUAAGCAGUAAUUACUGGGAAAUUUCAGACAGACAGCAAAACAAACAAACAAGCGUGCGAAUGUUCGUGCCAGCAAGCGAUGCCUCCAGGCUCACUACCUCAUGUACCUAAUGAGAAACUCACCACUGAAGCUAAUAGUAGUGAGCAGCUUAGAACCCAGCAGUGACACCGUAUGUAUCCAUCUCAUGAUCUUCUCUCUCCUUAUAAAUGUUGAAUCAGCACCACAGUGUUUCUGAAUCACCGCCACAAAAUGCAUGUAUAGACAAAAGAUAAAAAUAAACCAAGUUCAGCACAGAUACAACCCUGAUAUUGCGUUGGUCUAUGGAUUCAAUAUAGCAAACAGGAAGAGAAAGAUAAUUUCCGCAGACUGUAAAAGCUAAUACCCAAUUUUAAAUAAACAUUAAAAAGCUAUGUAUAUUAAUAGCUAGAUGGUCGUAAUCCAUAGUGAUGUUAAAGUUAACUUUUUCAUUAUGCCUAAAACUAUCUGAAAAUAUCAACAUCUUACAAAGGCCAUCUACAUGGGAAUACAAGAGUCUAAACCAGAGGUUCCCAAACGUGGUCCUCAAGGCACCCCAACAGUCCAGGAUCUAAGUAUAUCUAUGGCUCAGCACAGAUGGUUAAAUCAAAUGAAGUCACCUGUGGCCAAGCGUGGAUCGUUAAGGUGCCUUGAGGACUGCGUUUUGAACUGCUGGUCUAAACAAUUCACUGCAUCAUAAUGAUCCUUGUGGUACAGAUGUGUCUUCUUACUUGUUUGCUCUGUGCGUUACAAGACGCGUUACACAUAACACGUGAGUGCCAUGUGACUCGGUAGCACAGAGCAUCUAUUUGUGCUUUUUUUCUGUCUGUUACAUGCAAAGUAAUGCAAUAGGAUGCACAAUCAGCUUCUGCCGAUUAAAAUGAUAUGCAGCACACCCAUAUUCUAUAUAUUGCGGGUGGGUGGUGGUGGGGGACGACACAAAAAAAAAGAUGCUCGGCACUACAAGUGUCCCGCCAUGAUGCAACUUCAAAGGCUGUUUAGCGUGACUGCAGCAAGGAUGUAAGAGGACACAUCUGUUAACAUGUCUUUGCAUAUACAGUAUAUGCAUCAAAGCUGGAUUAAGGGAGAUGCAACAGGGGUGGCCAUCCUGGACCCACCAUAAAUUGUGUUGUUGAAUCGGAGGAAUCUACCUUCAGCAGUUCGGCUGUUCAUUAGCGGCAUCCGCUGAGGAGCUCCUCCGUGUACAGGCAGUCUUGCAGGAUCAUGAGGGGAAUUCAGCGAGACAGUGUCUGGGUGAUCUGGCGCGCUGUCCCUGCUGCUGCUCCACUCUGGACAUCCAGAGGUGUGUGGUGGGGGGUGGUAUUCAUGUGACUACCGGUCAGCUGACCGACAGUCACAUGACCUCCUCCACUAGCCCGACGGCAUGCCGACCAACAGGGACUAUUUCCACUCGUGGGUGUCCACGACACCCAUAGAGCGGGAAUAGAACCCGUGGCGACCGCAGGUCGCCACCGAGCCCGCAAGGGGCUUGCUGCACUCGCCCCUCCCCGGCGGGAUCCCGGCGUCGGUAUGCUGCCGGGAUCCUGGCAUCGGUAAGCUGACCCGCCGGUCAGCCGUACUACACCCGUGGUGGGAGGGUGGCUUUGCCAGCAAUUGUGGGGACCCCCACAACAUCCAUAGCCCUGGGCCCCACACCUGCCUUAAUCUGGCCCUGAUAAGAUAAUUUUUAAUCACAGUCAUAGUAAACAAAUUUAGAGGAUAAACUGUAAACAUCAAAUGUUUGAUUUGGGAAUACUGUAUGUUAUUGGGGAUACCAGGAACUCUGUUUCUGAAAGGCUAAACACAAUUUUUGUCAGUGAGCAGUCACAGAAGAAACCAUCCAUGAAAGGGCACUAUGCAAAAUUGUCUGGGAAUUUACCUUUUAUAUUUUUAGCAUGUAAAGAGAACAUGUCAUUGAUUGCACAUUUGCUAUGUUAGGAAAGCCAAAGUCAUAGGCAUUCAUGGGGUGUCAUAAUCAAGUCAUUAGAAUACUUUACUACUAAAGUUAUAAGAUAUAUGCAUUCAAUAUUUGAAUAAACAAAGAUAAAAUAAAGCUA
This is a messenger RNA of Pseudophryne corroboree (corroboree frog), 3961 nucleotides long. RefSeq names its product natural cytotoxicity triggering receptor 2 (gene NCR2). Gene Ontology annotation, molecular function: signaling receptor activity. The record is from RefSeq and is a predicted model, not a curated record. The transcript is spliced from 5 exons. Gene Ontology annotation, cellular component: cell surface. Bases 276 to 1073 code for a protein of 265 amino acids. Lineage: Eukaryota; Metazoa; Chordata; Amphibia; Anura; Myobatrachidae.